Ordospora pajunii is the source of this 1107-nucleotide messenger RNA. RefSeq lists its product as uncharacterized. NCBI's taxonomy places the organism in Eukaryota, Fungi, Microsporidia, Ordosporidae. The transcript has a single exon. The coding region runs from base 1 to 1107 and encodes 368 amino acids. The record is from RefSeq and is a predicted model, not a curated record.
AUGAAUAAUACAUCUAUUCAAGAACCACAAGCUAAACAAGCUUAUCAUAAAAGUUGGAUAGAGCAACCUCUUAUAAAGACUAUACAUUUUUAUUACAUAAAUCAUUCGAAAAUACAGCUAUAUGAGAAUCAUUUGAAGAAGUUAGAGGAUAAAAAAGCUGUAAAUAUAACAAAAUCUGAAGAAUUUGAUAUAAAAUACAAAUUUGAAAUACAAAAGAUAUUAAACAAUAGAGACGAUGCUAUUUCAAAAGAGCCAAUAGGUUUAGAUUAUCAAGAGCCAUGGAUGAAAAAAAUGAAGCAUGUGAUUCCUAAGAGUUUUAACAAGAUAGGAAAGUUGUUUAAAAAAAGAAAUACUGAAAGGGAAGAUGAGUUACUUGCUGAAAUAAAUUCUUAUAUACAAACAGAAACAGUAUGUAGAAAGAUGAUUGACAAUGAAAUAAAAAACACGAUAGAAAAGAUAAAAGAGAUAAAAUCGUUAAUAAGCAGUGCAAAUGUACAUGUUAAUGGAAAUUAUAUUGAAAUUGAAGAAAAAAUAAAAAAACAGGAAUUGCUCACCAGAGAAAAAUGCUCAUUACAGCAAGAAAAAAACGAUUUAGAAUCUAUGAAAUAUAAUAUAUAUUUGUUUUUGAUGCAAUUGGUAAGAAGAAUAAGAGAAACAAAUCUGCUUUCUAUUAUAAAUGAAAUGAAGUUUUCCAAGGCAGAAUUUUAUAAGCAUAUUAUGAUUAUUCAUAAUUGGCGCCAUUUUGAUGAUAUUCAUAGUUUCUUAAGUAUAUGUUCUAUUGAUCCGCAGUUAUCCGCGUCAAUAAUUAAACAAACAAUAGAAUUAAUGGAUAAAAGAGACACUGAUUUGGUUUUUGAUGCAGUACAUUUUAUGGAUCGCCAGAUAUCUAAAGCCUCUACGUCUAUAGUUAAAAAUGAGAGCGUUGAAGAGCAUUGUAACGGGUACCCUGUGAAAGAGCCUAUUGAAAGGCUUGAGAGUGAAUCUAGCAUUCUUAAGAGAAUAAAACCUUUCGAAUGGACCUAUCUUUUACUGAUAAUAGCAUCUUUAUUUUAUCAUGAAGAAAUUCACAGCAUUUAUCGUAAUGUUAAAGAGACUGAUAUUAUAUAG